Messenger RNA from Henningerozyma blattae CBS 6284, 819 nucleotides. RefSeq lists its product as uncharacterized. The record is from RefSeq and is a predicted model, not a curated record. Bases 1 to 819 code for a protein of 272 amino acids. Lineage: Eukaryota; Fungi; Ascomycota; Saccharomycetes; Saccharomycetales; Saccharomycetaceae. The transcript has a single exon.
AUGUUUGGAAUAAAACAGGACCCUACCCAUCGCUCUACUCAAGGGAUUGGUCUAUCGAAACCUACUUUUUCAGGUUGGUUUGUAGGUUUAAACCCUCGUAUGAAUCAAUUAUUUAGAACUCAACUGUUAUAUCUAAAAAGAAGAAAUAAAGUACCUCUUUUCUUAACUUCUACCCCUUACUUGGAAUCUUAUUAUUCUUCCACUGCUCAAUCUGCAGCAAGAGUAUCUGCCAAGAAUUUGAUUUCACACCCAACUGGUUUUAAUGGAAAGAUACUAUCUACUCCAGUCUUAGGUUUUAAACAAGACGAAAAUUCCAGAGAUGUACCAUUAUGUAUAAGAGUUUCACAUUUAAAUCUUUUAGAAAAUUUUUUUUGUAUCAUUUUAAUGAUAUCAUUAAGUAUAUUAAAAAAAUUACCAAUAUGGAAACCAAUUAUUUGGGUUAUUUAUUUAAUGAAAACGAUAUUGAUUCUUAUUGAAUUAAGUUUAUAUUUACAACAGUAUUUUAAUCCUACAAGUUUAAACACUCAAGUUCAAGAUAUAAAUUUACAAAACGACAAGGAACAAGUAGUUUCAAAUAACAAAGACCCUAAUGAUUUAUCGAAAACAAUCGUUUUAUUAUCAUUUUGUAUUGUAGGUAAAUUUAUUAUACCAUAUUUAUUUGCAAGUUUGAGAAGUGUUUCCACCUCUCGAAUUAUUAUUCUAGAUUUACUUUUCCCUAUCCCUUACAGUUUGAUUACAUUAUAUUUUUCUAAUACAUUAAUUCAUUUAACUUUUUCUCAAGAAAAGUUGAAAGAAAUUGAUGACAAAAAACUUGAUUAA